Molecule: messenger RNA, 5255 nt
Organism: Alligator sinensis (Chinese alligator)
Lineage: Eukaryota; Metazoa; Chordata; Crocodylia; Alligatoridae
Gene: ZBTB7A
Product: zinc finger and BTB domain containing 7A
Exons: 3
Coding region: 156-1796 (546 amino acids)
Biological process (GO): regulation of transcription by RNA polymerase II
Molecular function (GO): RNA polymerase II cis-regulatory region sequence-specific DNA binding; protein binding; DNA-binding transcription factor activity, RNA polymerase II-specific
Source: RefSeq, a predicted model, not a curated record
UGGGAGGCAGGCUCUCGAAAGCAGGCUUGGUUUUGUAAGAGCUUCGUGGCCGUAGAAGCACGUGCCACCGUCGGUUUGUGGAGCGCUGGGCUGGGCGCUCUCGCCCCGCCAAGCUCCUCGCCACGGCCGUGCCGGGCAACCCCUGCGUGUCGAAGAUGGAGGGUGGCGUGGAUGGUCCCAUAGGGAUCCCGUUCCCUGAUCACAGCAGUGACAUCCUGAGCAGCCUGAAUGAACAGAGGAACAAUGGGCUGCUGUGCGAUGUGGUCAUCUUGGUGGAUGGGCAGGAGUUCCCCACCCAUCGCUCUGUCCUGGCCGCUUGCAGUCAGUACUUCAAGAAGCUCUUCACCUCAGGGUUAGUGGUGGACCAGCAAAAUUUGUAUGAGAUAGACUUUGUGAGCGUGGACGCCCUGUCGGCUCUGCUCGAGUUCGCUUACACCGCGACCCUUACCGUCAGCACUUCGAACGUCAAUGACAUCCUCAACGCCGCCAAACUGCUGGAGAUCCAGGCGGUAAGCGAUGUUUGCACGGAUCUCCUGGACAGGAAGAUUCUGGCCAAAAAUGACCAGAUGGAUAUAGUAGAUCAAAUUGAUCAAAGGAACCAUCUCAGAGCAAAAGAGUACCUGGAGUUCUUCCAGAGCAACCCCAUCAAUGGCCACCAAGGCAGCCUUCCGUGGACCAACCAAGACUUGAGAGACCUUCAGAGACUGAACUUCCAAGGCCAAGAGGAAGAGGAGGAGCCAGAAUGCAACGGCAUGGACUUCUACUCGCAAGCCCCCCUAAAUGAAAGACCAAAGGUGAACGACUGUGACCCCGACAGCAACCAGGACAUGUGGCUGGACAGAGACGAAGAGGAGACUGCUGGGUCCUUAUUCCCACCUUCCCAGAAUGGACAUUACAGUGGACGUAGUCUGCCAGCCCCAGGAGAUGAUGAUGCGGCCCAGGGGGGGCCUCUGGACCAGCAGGAAGCCAGCGACUCCCCCAGCUUUGCUCCUGGGGGGGCAGAAGUGGAGGAUGCUGACACCAGGGAUGUGGACAGCCUGGCUGCCAGCGCCCUGCUGCAGCAGAUGAUCAACUCUGUGGGGAGGCAGCAGCUAGGCGAUGAUGACCGCAAAGAUGAUGAUGGGGUCAUGGAUUAUUACUUGAAAUACUUCAGCAGUUCGAACGAGAACGACGUGUAUCCGUCCUGGUCCCAGAAGGAGAAGAAGAUCAGGGCAAAAGCAUUCCAGAAGUGCCCCAUCUGUGAGAAGGUGAUCCAGGGGGCUGGCAAGCUUCCCCGCCACAUCCGGACCCACACGGGCGAGAAACCCUAUGAAUGCAACAUCUGCAAAGUCCGAUUCACGAGGCAGGACAAGCUGAAGGUUCACAUGAGGAAACACACAGGUGAGAAACCAUACCUGUGCCAGCAGUGCGGGGCCGCUUUUGCUCACAACUACGACUUGAAGAACCACAUGCGUGUUCACACUGGCUUGCGGCCCUACCAGUGCGACAGUUGCUUCAAGACUUUCGUCCGAUCUGACCACUUGCACAGGCACCUUAAAAAAGAUGGUUGCAACGGUAUCCCAUCCAGAAGGGGACGGAAGCCCCGGGUGAGAGAUGUUGGCGGCUUGGCCGCCUCUACAGGGAACCCCGAAGACGGAAGCUUUCAAGGUGAUGGCGAGAAUCAAGAGUCAGAGGACACCACGCAGAGAAACAGCCCAGAGCAGCACUUUGAAGAUAGCCCUAACGAUGAAGCAUCAGGAAGUUUGAAUGUAGCAGGGGGGUCGUCUGAGGGUAACAACAUUCAAGGACUCUCCUAAACCAAAAAAAAAAGGUGUCACAAAAUCUAGUUAGUACUUUCCUCCAAUUUCUCUUCAAAGAUGUUUCUCUCCCUUUUUAAAACAAAAUGAGAUAUAUAUAUCUAUAGAUAUAGGUAUAGAUAUAUAUAUAUAUACAUAUAUAUAUAUGUGUGUGUGUGUGUAACGUUUCCAAUCUUCUCAUCAUAGCCAGGCUUCCUUUGGGAAGCUUUUCUAGCCAAGGGCCUUUUCUUUGAAGGCAGAUUCUUAGGAAGUUUGGGUUGAGGGUGGCAAGAUGGGUCUGUAACAUGGAAAGAAGCUUCCAUGUAAAUCCAAAGCUUUAUUUUGUGUCCAGACACACACAAAACAAAUUCUGAGAUGCAUCUCUUAAAAAAAAAGAAAUGAUGGAAAAAUGCUAAGAGCUGAAUGAACUUUCCUGGGCAGUUGAUACUUUUGGUGCCUCUGUUUGGCUGGACUGGGAAAAAUCAAGCUCAGAUUUUUUUGCUUCUUCUGUUUUGGAAAGAUAAAGCUCCCGAUGCCUGAGAUGCUCAUCGCAGGGUAUCUGAUACCUCCCAGGGGUUUGGGUCUUUCCUUCCCUGAUGCUGAGUAAAUUGAGGUAGCUUUGGCAAAAUCGUCCUUCAGAGCAGCCCCAGUGCAAUUAUAUUCACUUGCUAUUUGUGAUAAUGGAGGGGGUGGGGAUUAGGGAUACUUUACACAUUGAUUUAAAAAUGUUUAUGCCGUGUGUGUAGACAGACAAAAUUCUGCUCCAGACAUCAUGCUUGAAAUGCCUACAGUAACAACCAGGGUCCUUCCUAUAAGUUUAGCACUUCGUCCCUGACUGGGAGUAGGUUGUAAUCCUGGCUCUGCUCUCACAUCCCUUUGUGAUGUCAGGCAAAGCCACUUUUCCAUGGGUCUCAGCUUCCUCAGUUGUAAAAAUGAGGCUAAUGCUAUUUGUCCACAUUUGUAAAGUGCUUUGAGAUCUAGGGAGUCCACAUCAUGAGGGGAAGACUAACUCUUCUGCUUCCAAGGCAGAUGAGAAACAAACAGACAAACCUGUGCACCCUGCAGGGGAACCGCGUGAGAUUCUCUUGGACAAGACAGUGGUUUUCAGCUGGGGUGCUGCUAUUCCCCAUCAGGGGUGCCAGGAUGCAGGUACUGCCACCAUGGUGACAGCCAUGAACAUGCUUCUGCUGCAUUAGGGCUCUGUUCAGCCUAAAGCAGGCAGGAGCUGGCUUGGCCAUAGCCCUUCCCAGUCCACCAGUGUACCUUUCUUUCCAGGCGGAGCAUUGGGGCUGCUGGACCAAGAAGGGCUGCACAGCAUGAGGCAGCUCCUGCCUGCUUUAGGGUGAUUAAAGCCCUAAUGUAGGAGCGCGCUCAUGUGCCACAGCCCUUCCUGGAUCGGCUGUGCAGUAGUUGUAGGCCAGCUUUAUCUGGAGAUAGCAACACCCAGUUGAGAAACUCUGAAGUAGUUGAGCAGCACCGACAGUGGUUCUCAACCAGGGGUGCCGCCACCUUCCAGAAAGUGGUGCAGGGGGACUGUGGCUCUGAAAAGGCUGAGAUCCACUGCCUUAAGUGGUGGCCUCGUCUGCUCAGGUGGCACUUUUCCUGAGAGCGCUUGACCUGCCUGGUGAGCAGCACAUAUAUACAUCCUGUCCCCCACCUCAGAGAUGGCUGUAUUUCAGCCGGUACUAUGUGGUUGUAGAUUGUAAUAUGGUAUAGCACUAAAAGUCUUGUGUGAGUGUUAGAUGUCAGUAGAAAGAGAAUCUUGUGGCAACAAAACUAACUCCUCCUUGCAUAUUGAUAACCCUGAGUGGGACAGGGAAUAUGAGAAAGCAACAAAAAUUCCAGACAGUCUCUGAUUCAGGGAUGAGUUAGCAACACCCGCUUUAUUUUUUAGUGCCUGGCUCCGUGAUGACGAACUCUAGGUGUAGUAGAGCCAAGAGCUGUUCCAUUGCAACUGGGACAUCCUGACUUUCCCUUUUACAACAUAGCACUUACUUUCUCUUCCCUGUUUAUUCAUACUCUACUCCCGAAUCCCAACUCCAGUCGUGAAGCUAUGGUCAUCUCUAGGAUAGGGCAGAAGCCUUUGAGGCUCACAGCGACCCAGUGAUCACUGGAGUGGCUUCUUAACCUCAGCCUUCAGCCUUCCUGAGCAGCUGCUGCAUGGCCUAGUGACAGUCCUUAGCACUUGCUACAUUGCACCUUUCAGCCCAGGAUCUCAAAGCACUCGAUUCCAUGAUUAUUUAAGUUGAAAGAAUUUCUUGGAUGAGGAUUAUCCCGGAGAUUUUAGGAAUGAGAGCAAUGGUGUCAAAGCACACCCUAAAAAGGAGCUAGAAAUGAGAGAUGUCCUGCAAAGGUUAUUUAGGAUUUCCCUUAAAGAUUCAGGGAAUCAUUAUGAGGAGAGAAUUGGUAGGGCUAGAAAUAAAAGUCUGCUGAAGCUGCUAUCCCUUUAAGGCUUAGGGGAUUUGGAAACGUCUCUCCUAUGAGCACCUUGCGCUGGGUCAUCACACACCCUGACUUCUGGGGUAUGUAGUUCUGGUCCAUCAGACGGGCACCAAAGUAUUCACUGUCCAGCAGAGGCAGGGACUGUUAUUUAUUUGGAUCGGUGGUGCUGAAAGCCUUGCGCGGAGGAUACCAAUGGAACUAAGGUGCUGGCAGUGCCACGGGGCAGAAGAGGCAGCCUGCGGGCCUCUUAAUGCAAUGCAUAGCAGGUUCCUUCAGCAUCACCCAGCGCCCUGUUUCAGUGCCAAACAGACUUGGAAGUGACCUGUCUGGGAGAUCCUUAUGAUCGUAGGCCAGCGACUCCUUGAGAUAAAGAGGGUCAGGCCCUGUUCUCCCUAACAAAGGCCCCUUCCCAGCUCUCAGACAGCACAGAAAGAUGGUAAAACAACUAGAAAAUUACACCCACAGCUGGGCUGAGUACAGGAAAGAGGCAGGUGUUGCUUUCAGCUUCUCCAGCAUGUAGGAUCUUGUCCCAAUGUAGCUCUUUGGCUUGGGGGUGAUGUCUUACCAGUAGAGCUACACUGGGGCAGUCCCUCGUGCGGUCUCAGUUUGAGCCAUGUAAAGGUCAUUGUACUGUCACGUGCAGGAAGGAGAGUUGCUGUGCCGGUGUAAACACCUUUGCCCUAGUCCACCGGGCUACCGUGUAGGGCUUGAGGGAUGUCACUAGCAGUCCUGGCUCUGUGAUCUGAAAUAUCUCCCAGGGGUCACUCCCCAGCCUGUUCCCCAGCUCUCUAGCGAGACAAGUCCCUGCAUAUAGAGACAAGUAGAUGGGUGGGUACACAGCACACCCCGCUCCAGGUUAGGAGAGGACAGAUAAGGCACCUUUCAGCCAUUCACCUGGUUUUUAAAUGCACAGUGUAAAAUGAAAAGAGAUUCUAGUCCUUUAAUUUUAAAAGCACUUUUUAGAUUCUUUUUUGUUUGUUUUUUGAUUUCCAAGUGAGAGCAGGUUUGGCUGAAUGUAAUUGGAGCGGGAGUGAGAUG